Vicia villosa (hairy vetch) is the source of this 1347-nucleotide messenger RNA. RefSeq lists its product as uncharacterized. Lineage: Eukaryota; Viridiplantae; Streptophyta; Magnoliopsida; Fabales; Fabaceae. The transcript is spliced from 5 exons. Bases 284 to 1057 code for a protein of 257 amino acids. The record is from RefSeq and is a predicted model, not a curated record.
CCACUUGAUCAUGUUAUAUAUAGUUAGUCCCAUGUUACUAGGAAUAAUAAGCCAACUCUUCCAUUAUCACCGCCUAGUUGUCUCUUCAACUUCCUUAGAUUCACUUCAAUCUCCUUUGUCUUCAUCUAUCCAUUAGCCUCUAAAACUAGACAGGAAUCUUUUGUGUCAAGACAGAACAGAUAGAUCUGCAGUGCUGUUCAUUUGACUAACACAGUCAUCAAACACACAACCAAUAAAAUAAUAAUAUUAUUAUAAAGUGUGAACAAAAGUUUCCAUUGUAGGCAUGCAGAUUCUUCAAUGGCUCUUUAAAAGGGAACAAGAACAAGAAAGAAAGAAAAGCACCUUCAAUGAAAAAUAUGAUAAAGUGAAAGAGAUUAAUGUACUAAAGAAUAAUGGUUCAUAUAAAAGGACAAGGAGAUUCUUAUGUAACAAACAUGGCUACAAGAAUUUGAAGAUAUUCUCUUUUCUACAUAGAAAAGACAUUCCAAAGGCUUGGUUUUUGAGAACUCUCAACUUAAGGAGAAUAGGCUUUAAUAGAAGACAUUUUGUUUACUCAAUGAAAACAAAGAAAGACGAAUCGUCUCAAGAGGAAGCGAUCGUUAACAAGACGGACUCGACGACUCAUGCAGGGAACAAAGUCUUGCCUAUAACUCAUGAGACACCAUUGUCAUCUUCAGCUGAAACUAAAAAGAAGCCUAUUUCUAGAAUGAAAGAGUUGCUUAGAUGGGCUGCUUCUGCUAAAACAGAUAAAGGAGGAAAAUUCUAUGGAAGAAAGGUUUUGAUAAUGCUGCGAAGGCGCGGAAACAUGAAAGCAGUUCAAGAUGAGGAUGAAGGUUUGAAUGAUUCACCAAAGAUCAGUUUCAGAUGGGAUGUAGAAAGCUGCUCCACCACUUCUUCUGCAUACUCAGCUUUCUCAAUGGCUUCUUCAACAAGAAAUGGAGAGAAGAAAGUUGCAACUUCCACUAUAUCACUCCCUCCUUCAGAAAGUGGCUACACCCCUAGUAGAAAAGGAAGCUGGAUCACCACAGAUUCUGAAUUUGUGGUGUUGGAGCUAUGAAAUAAAUGUGUCUACAGAAGAUUAUGUCAUUUGUGGUUAAAGGGUAGCAAGCAAUCUAUGUCACAAGUUAAUGCUCUAAAGUAUAUGAGUGGUUGUUCAUGGCUAAUUUCUAUUUGAUAUUUUGUAACAAAUUUAUGUAAGUAGUUAAUGAUCUGAAUGUUCUAGAUGAGAAUGUUUGCAUCUACAUUAUUAGAGGUAUAAAUUAAUUUAGUACUUCAUGACUAAGCUAAUUAAUUAAAUGUAAGAGAUGGGUUUACAUGUCACUAUAGGACCACUUCCUUUAAUCUCUA